GUAGCCAUUAUAGUACUAGCUAGGGCGGUACUGAGACAAACGGUCCAAGCUCACAAUUCCAACUAGUCUACCGUACUAUCCUUCCAUGGGUCCUUGCGCUGUGGCCAUUGUUAUAUUUUUUUUGUCUAGACGCCUUGAUAUCCACAAGACGCCAAUGGAUGCUGUUCCAGGCCAACUACCAAGGACCAUUGUAUAUAAAGCCAUCGAAUUUAUCCAAACUACCAAUAUCCUCCUCUGUGCCAAUGUUCUCCCAAAGGCUUGCUGACUACUACCAAAGACGCGAGAAGCUUAUCAAAGAGGACCGCGCUUUGCGAAUAGACCAUGUUCGUUCGAAUUACACUGCAGCUGAAUGGAAGGCAGAUGAAGUUGUGCGCUCCAUCCGUGCUAGAGAAGCUACCACUGUUUGGGGAAUUGAUCACAAAGAUGUCCCUCAUCCAUACCCAGGGAUGGAGUUCUUGAAUGCCAGAGACAUUAUUCUACAGACGGAUCUCUACAGUAAGAUAGUCUCCAAAAUGCCAAAGGGUGGGCUAUUGCAUGUGCACCAGAACGCAUCGGUGGAGGCGAGAACACUUCUUGAACUAGCACUGGGUCAUCCCGCGAUACAUAUCCGCGUCCCGGGUCCGUUGGAUGCGGCUUCUCUUGAAACUGUGCUGCCAGUAAUUCAACCAAUUCCUGUGGAACAGUAUCCUGCCCCCGAAAUUGGUAUCACGGAUGCUUCAUACACCGGCGGCUGGGUUCCUAUCAAGAAGGCGCGAGAGCUGUUCGAUCCUGCACUAGAUGGCCCUGCUGGAUUUGAUAAGUGGGUUCUCAGCGCCUUUAUGAUCAAUCCCAGUGAUGCAUACAAUACGUACAAUACACCAAUGAAAAUCUGGAUGAAGUUUGGGAGUACCUUUGGCGUGACUGAUCCCAUUAUCCGUUUUGUGCCGAUUCAAAAGGAAUACUUGCGGAUGUUCGUUCGCUCAUCGAUAAAUGAUGGUAUCUCGUAUAUUGAGGUACGAACUAGUUUUUUCAAAAAAUAUAUACUUGCAGAAGACGCGAAGACCAAGCUUGAAUUACGUGAACUACUCUUGAUAUUCCAAGAGGUCACGAACGAAAUCAAAGCAGAAAUGAAGGCGAAAGGUCGAGAAGACGAUUUCGCUGGGCUGAAGAUUAUCUAUAAUACCCUGAGAAUCGUCUCCCCCGAGGAAUUGGAAUUAGAACUAGAACAAUGCAGCAGAUUCAAGCAGGAAUUCCCGGACCUUAUUGCUGGAUUUGAUCUCGUGGGCCACGAAGAUGGGGCGGAGUGUAAACCACUUAUUGAUUACGCAGAACCACUUUUGCGUUUCGCCGAGGAGCAUCCGGACAUCCCGUUCAUCUUCCAUGCUGGUGAAACUCUAGGUGAUGGCACUGCAGCGGAUAUGAACCUAUAUGAUGCCAUUCUUCUCGGAACGAAACGCAUCGGACACGGCUUUUCAUUAGCUAAGCAUCCAAAAUUGAUGCAAAUCUGUCGAGAGAAGAAAAUAGCAAUCGAAGUCUGUCCUAUAUCAAAUGAAGUACUGCGUCUUACCUCAUCGAUGCCUAUGCACCCCCUCCCGGUAAUUAUGAAUCAAGGCAUUCCGGUGGUACUAUCUUCCGAUGAUCCUGCAAUGUUCAAUAGUAUGGGGUUGUCCUUUGAUUUCUUCCAGGUACUAGUAGCAAGUGAAGUUACGGGACUCCUAACUCUUGGUCAGAUGGCCCGUGACAGCAUUACGUAUUCCAUGCUAGAUGAACAGAGCAAGCGCGCGGCUAUGGAUGCAUGGGAAAGACGGUGGGCCAAAUUCGUAGAAGAGGUUGCGGCGAUGGGUCCGUGAUUCAGUGAAACUUUGGCUACCCGUGAUAGAAAUAUAGAGCUAUGCAAUG
This is a messenger RNA of Suillus bovinus, 1878 nucleotides long. Its product is annotated as Metallo-dependent hydrolase. Gene Ontology annotation, molecular function: adenosine deaminase activity. Gene Ontology annotation, biological process: inosine biosynthetic process; adenosine catabolic process. The record is from RefSeq and is a predicted model, not a curated record. The transcript has 14 exons. NCBI's taxonomy places the organism in Eukaryota, Fungi, Basidiomycota, Agaricomycetes, Boletales, Suillaceae. Bases 159 to 1829 code for a protein of 556 amino acids.